AUGGCUGAUCUCAGCAACAUCCUCGCUGCUCUCGCAGCGCAGCGGCAAGGAGGAACACCCUCACAAGCUCCUCCUCCACCUGUGCCUGGCAUGCCGUAUCCACCACCUCAAUAUGCCUCUCCUCCUGGUAGCGCUGCACCUUAUGGUCUUCCGCAACCAAUCAACUCUGGCAGCGUCGAUCUCGGAGGCAUAAAGCCUAUCAGCUCUGGAUCUGUUAGCAUUGCCGAUGCGAUCGCCAAAGCUCGAGGAAUCGCGGCUGAGAAAGGCAUCUCCUACGACCCCAGUCGACCUCCUAUCAAUCCCGACCCUAGAACCGGAAGCAGAGGCUACCGACGCUCGAGAUCGCCGUCCAGAUCCCCUCCGCGGCGAGACGGCUAUCGAGAUGCUUAUAAUCCCUACAGAGACGAUAGACGGGCAAAUGACCGCGGAUUCAACAGGGAUCGCUCUUUGUCCCCACGGGCUGCACCAUAUUCUCCGGGAAGAUUCAGAGAUGACAGAUCACCCGGGCGCGACCAGGGAGGUGAAGGGGAAUCGGAAAUCCUACCUUUAGACAAAGGCGUGGUCGGGCUCAUCAUCGGCCGGUCUGGGGAAAAUCUGCGACGGGUCGAGAACACCACAGGUGCUCGUGUCCAGUUCAUGGACGGUCCCGAAGUCCCUGGUCCUCAGAGGCAUUGUAGGAUAACGGGGCCCCGAGCUGCACGUGCCGCUGCCAAAAAUGAAAUCUUCAGGAUCAUCGAUGACAACGAAGUUUCGAAGAGAGGCGGCCCAGCUCAAGAAAAACUUCGCCAUCAGAGCAAAGUGACGACAACCAAAGAAGGCGAUAGUCUCCAAAUGAUGGUUCCCGACCGAACGGUUGGAUUGAUCAUCGGACGUGGAGGUGAAACCAUCCGCGACUUGCAAGACCGGAGCGGCUGUCAUGUCAACAUUGUUGGAGAGAACAAGAGCAUCAAUGGAUUGCGGCCUGUUAAUCUGAUUGGAAGUGCGUCAGCGCAGCAGUACGCGCGAGAUUUGAUCCUGGAGAUCGUGGAAAGUGAUCAGAAGGGCAUCAGCGUGAAAGACCUCCACCGCGAACGAGAAGACUCGCACGGCGGCGGCGCUGGUGGCGGCAAGAUCAACGAUAGUAUCGUCGUGCCCGGCGAUGCAGUGGGCAUGAUCAUUGGCAAAGGCAGCUGCUUAGGGGGUGAGUCUAUCCGUGAUAUGCAGAAUCAAACAGGGUGCAAGAUCAAUGUCUCGCCAGCAAGUGGACGAGACAUUGAACGUGAAAUUGGACUUAUCGGCAGCCGCCACGCCAUUGAUGCAGCCAAGCGUGCUAUUAUGGAGAAGGUGGACGUUGUGCGUGCUCGCACCCAAGCUCGUGAACGUGAAAGUCGAGACGACUACGGAGACAGGUACUCGGGACAACAACCCAGCUAUCCCGCUGCCGCUGCCCUCCCCACGCAAGUGGCAGCACCUCCUCCAGCCGCUGGGGCUGCAGACCCUUAUGCCGCCUAUGGUGGCUAUCAGAAUUAUCUCCAGAUGUGGUACGCCGCCAUGGCACAACAACAAGGUGGCCAGGGCCAAGGUGAGCAACGAUGA
Molecule: messenger RNA, 1575 nt
Organism: Cladophialophora carrionii CBS 160.54
Lineage: Eukaryota; Fungi; Ascomycota; Eurotiomycetes; Chaetothyriales; Herpotrichiellaceae
Exons: 4
Coding region: 1-1575 (524 amino acids)
Biological process (GO): regulation of gene expression
Cellular component (GO): nucleus; cytoplasm
Molecular function (GO): mRNA binding
Source: RefSeq, a predicted model, not a curated record